This is a messenger RNA of Cuscuta campestris, 1561 nucleotides long. NCBI's taxonomy places the organism in Eukaryota, Viridiplantae, Streptophyta, Magnoliopsida, Solanales, Convolvulaceae. The record is from the annotation of a GenBank genome assembly.
CUCACCAACCUUUUCCUCUCUUUCUACUCUUUGGGUUGGCACUAUAUUUCGGUCACCAAGAUUCCACCGCGAAACUGCAUGGUGCUGUCACCACCACCACCACCACCACUCUUGCAGCCGCCACCGCAGACGACGGCGGCGCCACCAUUGCCACGGGAAAAGUACAAGUCACGUAUGCUGCAGGCUGGGCCUUUCGAGCGUCUGCCCAUCAGGUUCCAAGCGGCCCAAAUCCAGAGCAGAACAAGCACAAAUUUAAAGAAAAAUGAAAUCGAGUUGUUGAAAGUGACGCAGAUGAUAGAGAAUUAUGCUCAGAGAGGGCAGAUCAACAACCUCGCUGCACAAUUUAAUGUUUCUAGAAAAAUAGUGAGUACCAUAUGGGCCAUUGCAAAGAAACAACUAGAGCAGGGGGUUGCCAUCAAUGUGAGAAGUCGGUUUAUAGCAAAUAGUGGCAGGAAAAGGAUAGUGAUGGAUGCACAAGCAAUUGCAGAGACUCCCCUGCGGAACAUGACUACUAUAAAGAGUUUAGCAGCUGCCAUUGGUAAGCCGAAGUCCACCGUUCAUGAGUGGAUAAAAAAAGAUUGCCACAUAUGGGGAAAGACAGAAUGGCCAGGGCAGGGGGUUGCCAUCAAUGUGAGAAGUCGGUUUAUAGCAAAUAGUGGCAGGAAAAGGAUAGUGAUGGAUGCACAAGCAAUUGCAGAGACUCCCCUGCGGAACAUGACUACUAUAAAGAGUUUAGCAGCUGCCAUUGGUAAGCCGAAGUCCACCGUUCAUGAGUGGAUAAAAAAAGGUAUGCUUAGGAGCCAUUCUAAUGCUAUCAAACCGUACCUAACCGAUGCCAACAAAGUGGCAAGGUUGAGGUUCUGUUUGAAUCAAGUUGAACGAGACAGUAUGCCCCUCCAGCCUCGGUUUAACAGUUUUCACAAUGUUUUACACAUUGAUGAGAAAUGGUUCUUUAUGUCCAAAACAUCACAAAGGUUUUACCUGCUACCUGAUGAGGUAGACCCAUACAGAACAUGUAAAUCAAAGAGGUUCAUAACAAAGGUCAUGUUCUUGUGUGUGGUUGGAAGACCACUAAUUACUGAUGAUGGAGAAGUGUUAUGGGAUGGCAAAGUUGGCAUCUUCCAUUUCAGUGAAUUAGUGAAAGCAAAAAAAAGAGCAAGAACAGGGACAAAGGAGUUGUGGAGGUGAAACCCAUCACCACUGUUACCAAACAAGUGACAAAAGACAUGUUAAUCAACAAAGUGAUUCCAGCUAUCCAAAAAAAGUGGCCUGCACAAUUAUCUAAAGACAUACACAUCCAACAAGAUAAUGCAAGGCUACACAUUCAAGGACUAGACUCAGACUUUGUUGCUGCAGGUAACAGCAAUGGUUUUCACAUCAGCCUAGGUAAUCAACCCCCCAACUCCCCGGACUUAAAUGUACUGGACCUUGGUUUUUUCAGAGCCAUCCAGUCUCUAAAAGAGAAGUGUGCUCCAACCAGUGUGGGACAGUUGUUAGAGGCUGUGGAGGGAGCCUACAAUGCUUUAACUCCAGAAACUCUAAAUAAGGUAUGGUUGACUUA